UGAUCUAGCCAAGGAAUGCGAGAUCGGAGGUUGAGAAUCCAUCCAUGGACGCAAAUAAAUCCCUGAUUCGGUCUCCCCACACUCCCGAUCUCACCAAGAUGAAAUCGCUUGCGUGUCGCUUCCCCACCGCCUCCAAAUCCCCAGCCUUGGUCGUGCAUUCCUCGUGUCACCAUGCUGGCCACGGCCCUGGUUUGCGCACGCAAGGUGUCUCCGUGCGUCCUGGCUGGUGCGGCUUUCGUCACGGUCGUGUCAGUCCUCGGUGCCGCGGUCGUGAGGGGGCGGGGUGGUCGACUCGGGGGUGCGAACGGAGCAAAAGAGCCGUCGCCAACUUUCUGGAUUGACGCGCCGAGGGAACCACAAUCGCAGGUCGUAUCGGCGCACGAGGCUGGGAGUCUUCCAUACCCCCAAGAUGCUCUUCCGGGAGGCAGGGACGCCGAAACGCCCUAUGGGACCAUCCGCGUGUUCGAAUGGGGUCCUGAGGAUGGCGAGCGUGUGCUGCUCCUCCACGGAAUUAGCACGCCUUGUCUGGCCCUCGGAGGGAUAGCGCACACGCUUGUCGAGUCUGGGUACAGGGUCAUGCUGUUUGACUUCUUUGGGAGGGGUUACUCUGACACACCGGCUGGCCUGUCGUUUGACCUGCGCCUCUACUCAUCACAAAUCCUUUUGGUCCUCGCCUCGUCCAGCCUGCCAUGGACGGGUGAUGGCGGGUUCCACCUGAUGGGCUAUUCCCUGGGCGGUGGUGUGGCCGCAUCUUUCGCGAGCUACUUUCCCCAUAUGCUUCGUUCACUCACUCUCGUUGCCGGAGGAGGCCUCAUCCGCCGUGCGCACGCCAGCUGGACGAGCAAGCUGCUGUACUCCAGCGGCAUCCUCCCGAACUGGCUGCUCGAAAGGCUGAUCCGGUCGAGGCUGAUGCCUGCCAAGCAGCAGCUGGGGCGACACCCCCGGCCGGAAGACUGCGGGCCGGGUCCGACCGCUCCGCCCGAGCAGCCGGCGGCACUUGCGGAGGCGGAUAUGCUUUUAGCGGAUCUCCGGGCGCCGGGCCGCGGCGAUGUCCGGCCGCAUGGCAAUAGCGACGCAAGUGGCGGCGACUCGUUCGACAACGCCGUGCUCCCAAACGGCGCCACUGUUGCGUCUGUCAUGGAGUGGCAGCUCCGGAACCACGCAGGCUUCGUGCGUGCUUUUAUGAGCACGCUGAACCACGGCCCGAUAUUUGAAGAGCGUGAGACCUGGCGCAGACUAGGGUCCCGGCUGGCCGAGCGCCGUCAUCCGCGGGCCGGCAGCAAUGGCACCGGCCAUCAGAAACUUGAGCCGGGGCUUACAGGCGGCAAAGUGCUCCUCGUGCUCGGGGCGUCGGACCCGGUCAUUGUGAUGGAUGAGCUGGUUCCGGACGCCACCAAUGUCCUGGGGCCUGACGGCCUUCAGACCGUGGUGCUUGACGCGGGACACGAGGUAGCCAUAGUCAAGGGGCCCGAGGUCGCGAUGGCCGCAAUGCAGUUCUGGGAGCAGAGUGCCAAACCAACCAACUCCCCCAAGGACUCUCUAGCUAGCACGUUCGGUAUAUAAGACGUGGCAGACCUAGACAUACGUAGACGCCUAGAUUUCCUAGACCUAGAACAUAGAGGGUGUUAUACGACCGUACUGCCGCAGCAAGGACCGCCACUG
Molecule: messenger RNA, 1662 nt
Organism: Gaeumannomyces tritici R3-111a-1
Lineage: Eukaryota; Fungi; Ascomycota; Sordariomycetes; Magnaporthales; Magnaporthaceae
Exons: 2
Coding region: 172-1563 (463 amino acids)
Source: RefSeq, a predicted model, not a curated record